Messenger RNA from Rhodamnia argentea, 989 nucleotides. RefSeq names its product calcyclin-binding protein-like. Bases 132 to 788 code for a protein of 218 amino acids. The record is from RefSeq and is a predicted model, not a curated record. The transcript is spliced from 5 exons. Gene Ontology annotation, molecular function: ubiquitin protein ligase binding; S100 protein binding; tubulin binding. Lineage: Eukaryota; Viridiplantae; Streptophyta; Magnoliopsida; Myrtales; Myrtaceae.
AUCCCCGAAGUGUCCCCGCAGCUCUGAGUCGGUUCUAGCAUCUUCCUCGGAGAGGAUUUAUCACCUCCGACCUCCCCCGCCUCUUCUCUCUCUCUCUCUCUCUCUCUCUCUCUCUGCGCAGAAGAACGAAAAUGGCGGAUGAGUACGCCCUCGACUUGGAGGAGCUCCGGCAACUUCAGAGAAUCGCGAAGCGUCCUCGCGUCGUCUCUCUCAUCUCCUCGGAGAUACGCAACUUGGAAAAGUUGUCAACAGAUGCUGUUACUGCUCAUGCCUCACAGACACCUGAGCCAAUAUCAACUCAAGCAAGGGUUCCUUGUACCCCAGCUUUGAAUUAUGUCACGCUUGCAUCUUUCAGCUGGGAUCAGGAUAGUGACAAAGUCAAGAUUUAUCUUUCUCUGGAGGGAGUUGAUCAGGAAAAAAUGGAAAGUGAGUUCAAGACAAUGUCGCUUGACAUAAAGAUCCAUGAUGUACAAGGGAAGAACUAUUGCUUUACCAUACCCAAAUUGAACAAGGAGAUUGUGCCAGAGAAAUCUAAGGUUGUAGUUAAACCGUCGAGAAUAAUUGUGACAUUGUUUAAGGCCUCAAAGGGGAACUGGUUAGAUUUGCAAUUUAAGGAGGACAAGGUAAAGCCUAGUGUCAACAAAGACAAAGAUCCCAUGGCUGGAAUUAUGGAUUUGAUGAAGAAUAUGUACGAGGAAGGUGAUGACGAAAUGAAGAAGACAAUUGCAAAAGCGUGGACAGAUGCCCGAACUGGCAAAGCAGCCGAUCCUUUGAAGGGAUACCGUUGAAGUUAAAACACGCCGUUGUCAGGCUGAGAUCAGGUUUCUGUCAAAUUUUGUGGACUUUCGUGACAUUUUGCGGUGAGGCCUUGGAGCGCUUUUCUGAGAGUCCUCAUGAACUUUUGGUCUUUUUAUGUUAUUAUGCAUCUUUUGCAAUCAUCAUGUAUAUCUUUCCUUGAGAUGGGUGGUGAUCUGAGCCAUCCUCAUUAU